AUAAUGAAGAUUGAAUGCUGUGACUAGUUUCAGUAAUAGGAAUUACGAAUCAUAAUGCAAAUAAAAAGUUCAUGCUUCGGCAAGAAACAGUUUAUUAUGUCAGAAAAUUACUUCUAUGGUCUAUUCUUACCACUAAGAGCUACUGAACUUUAUUUCAAAUCAUUUAAAAAGCGGGAAAACUUAUAGUCAUAAUUAUGAGUGAAAACGGUUUUACGCAAAAUGUUGAUCUUCAGCACUGGAUGAGAGAUCUACCGGAACAAAUAAGAAACAUUCCUAUUAUUUACCUCGCCAUUCCAGGUAGUCAUGAUUCAAUGACAUAUAACAUUACAAGGUCCAGUGGCCUAGCCCCUGACGCAGAACCGAUACUCAGAAGACUGUACCCUUUAUUUCACGGUACAAUAUUAAGAUGGACAAUAACACAAGCAAUCGAUGCCUUGCAGCAACUUCUCAUUGGCAUUAGAUAUUUUGACUUGAGAUUAGCAACUAAAAAUGGUUCAGAUGACUUCUACUUCACCCAUGGAGUGUAUGCAGGAGAAAUAUAUCAGCCGCUUAAACAAAUAAAAGAUUUUAUAUAUGAACACCCCUAUGAAGUGGUAAUAUUAGAUUUCCAGCAUUUCUAUGGGUUCACUCCAAAUGAUCAUCAAAGGCUAAUGAGAUUUGUUCUUAACUUAUUUGGGCCACUACUUGUACCAAGACAACCAGAUUUGAAUGGUGUUACGCUUAAUUCACUUCAUAGGUUACGGCAACAGGUAAUAGUGAUUUACCGGCAUCAGUCGGUAUACGCUACGAGUGAAUUUUGGCAGCCACAGAUGAUGCCUUCACCUUGGCCCCAACAGGACAAUAUCACUGGUCUGCUUAACUUUCUGAAAAAUGUUAAACGGCACCCUGGAAUGGGUUUUGUGCAUCAAGCGGUACUAACACCUACACCAGGAUUUAUUAUCUUCAGAUGGGUGUCCAACUUACGUGAAAAAUGCGCUAAACCAGUCAAAAAUGAAAUUUACCCCAAAUUGUCAGAGUUUUCACCAGGCAGACCAAUAGACAGAGACGGUCCAACACCAGUAAACAUUAUCAUAGCUGACUUUGUCGAAAUGGACAAUGCUAUUUUCUCCAAAAUGGUUAUAAAACUUAAUUUUAAAUUGAUGAAUACAGAUUUUAUAACACAGAGCUACGGGUAAGAUGAAAGGGAAAUAUUGGUUGAGCUUUAAACUACUUAAUAAGGUAUCAUAAGGAACAUAUCAUUUGUACCUGCAUUUUUAUAUUUUUUAUUUUUACACGUGCUACAGGCUUAUCUACGACAUAUUUUAUUUUUUACAAACUCUUCUAUUGUACAGUGAUAUAGUAUACAUUAUUGUAAGAUCUAAAGUAUAUAAAAUAAAGUAUUAAAUAUU
Molecule: messenger RNA, 1388 nt
Organism: Nymphalis io (European peacock)
Lineage: Eukaryota; Metazoa; Arthropoda; Insecta; Lepidoptera; Nymphalidae
Product: PI-PLC X domain-containing protein 3
Exons: 7
Coding region: 195-1175 (326 amino acids)
Biological process (GO): lipid metabolic process
Molecular function (GO): phosphoric diester hydrolase activity
Source: RefSeq, a predicted model, not a curated record